This is a messenger RNA of Linum tenue, 417 nucleotides long. Lineage: Eukaryota; Viridiplantae; Streptophyta; Magnoliopsida; Malpighiales; Linaceae. The record is from the annotation of a GenBank genome assembly.
AUGUUGUUGGACGAUACGGCGACGUUUCAAGGGGAAAAGACGGCGCCUCCGAACUUGAACUCGCUGAGAGGGUUUGAAGUGAUCGAUGCGAUCAAAUUGGAGUUGGAAUCGGUUUUCCCUGAAACCGUCUCUUGUGCCGACGUUCUCGCCAUAGCUGCCCGCAACUCUGUUUUUCUCGCAAUCAUGCUCAGUUUCUCCCUUUUUACCGCCACGUUAAAAAAUCUCACGAAUCUCCAGGCGGCGGCGGCUGCUCGACAUGAAUAUGGAGUUCAUCCAGUGUCUGGAGCAGCUGUGCUCGUAGUCGACGACGGCGGUGGGGGAGCUGACAAGGGGACACCUUUCACGUUCGACAGCCAGUACUACGUGAACCUGAUGUCGGGAGAAGGGCAGCUUUCGUCGGACCAGGCGUUGGCUUAG